Messenger RNA from Stylophora pistillata, 4270 nucleotides. RefSeq lists its product as uncharacterized. Gene Ontology annotation, molecular function: DNA binding. The record is from RefSeq and is a predicted model, not a curated record. Lineage: Eukaryota; Metazoa; Cnidaria; Anthozoa; Scleractinia; Pocilloporidae.
CUUCCAAGCCGUGCAUAGCGUGCACCAUUCAAUAAUAUUAAAACUUUUUUUAUUUGUGUCCGCUUUCAUUGAAAAGCGAGAUUUCCGCUUAUGUUGUAUGGUAGACAUGCGAAUAGAUGAUUCCACGGUUACUCCCACUAGGGACGAAGAUAAGGAUAUGAUUUUGACCUCUAGUUCGGAGACAGCUUUGAACAAUUCAAGCGUACAAGCUCUUGACUGUGGAAACAAUUGCUUGAAUGGCAUUAAAUGGCCGCCUGAACAUCACACAAAGACUACGAGUAGCCGAAAAGAAGAUACUACCUUCAACGAUUUAAAGCUUAAUCCCUCCUUAGUUACUCAUGGUGGAAGGGUACUAAAAAAACCUGCACGUUAUAUGGAAUCUGACUCCGACGAGGGAGCAAGUGCGCGAAGGAAGUUUCCUUCAGUGAAGAAAAGAAAGCGUCUGCUCUCUGAUUCUUCGCGUCCUAAAUGUAAAAAUGGUAGAACAAAGUCUCUCGAAAAAGAUUCUUCUGAUCUAUUGUUGAGUCAUAGAAUUAGAGGAAGGCUCCUGUCGCCUGAGCGGCAAAACGGCGAAAUUUUAGACUUAAAAUACGAGUUGGACCUUGGAUCGACGCCUGGCAUGGCGAGUUCUUUGUCAACAUCUCCUCCUUCUCGUACUCAGCCAGGUGAAUCUGUUUGUGUGAAAAGUACUACAAGUGAGCUGCAAACGGAGUCGGAGAGUUCAAAUUCCUUCGAGACACCUUUGAAACGCAAAAGAGGUAGACCUCCGAAAAAUCUAACACAGUCUUUAGGGAAAUUACAUUCAGUUGACAUUCGUUCGAAUUCGCCACAUGGCAAUUGUGAAACAAGUGCCACGAAAGCAUCUCUCGCGUCACCUUCAACUUCAAAAUUUGGCAAGAAAAGAAAACGGUCGAAAGGCAUACGCUAUUUGCAGGAGAACUGUUUAUCGUCUAGCAGCGACGAGAAUGAAAAAACGCCGUCAACUCCCAGGAGAAGGGGUCGACCACCGAAGAAAUUGUUGUCGAGUUGCGAAACAAAACACAAAAUAUUCAGGACACCGAAUGGCGUUAAAAAACCUUGGGUGCGGCCGCUUUUGAAAGCUGUCGACAAACGUUCUUUCGUGAAACCUUCUAAGAAAUCGCUGGACUUAAUGCUACCUUCACCGGAAACGUUCGUGACCGGGGUAAACUCUAAGUUCGUUGGGGUUAAUGGCUGCAGAAUCCUCUCGUCUGGGAAGGAGGUUAAACGCAAACGUGGUCGCCCUCCAAAGCCGAAACCCGAGCUUUCUUUUGAAUCAGACAAUAUUCUAAGUGAUGCAUUUCAUUUUACUGGAGAAGACGAACAGAGCGAUGGUUCACCGACAUUGAAACGUAAGUUGAAGAAGUUGAAGCUUCAAAAAAAGAACGACAAAAGACCUCUUGGCACUUGUACUCUCAAGAAGAGAGAAGUUACGGAAAAACUCAAACGUAAGGUCGUGAGUAAAGACAGAAAAAACCUUGAGGUAAGAGCUCAACCUAAUGUUGCUCAAUCUGACUAUGAGCCAUUGGUGGAAACUAAAGAAAAUCUCCAUAAACGUAGAAGGAGAAACAAAGCUGAUAGAAUACUUGGAAUGAGACGAAAUCUCUCUGGGACAUAUGAAUAUCUAGUGCAGUGGAAAGAUGGAACUAGUUCAUGGGCUCCAUCGGAUGAGCUAUCCGAUUAUGAACUGGACUUCAAAUGUUUUCUUGGGCAUGAUUACCAAGACAUGACAGUUGUAAACAGACUGGCGUACAAAGCAUAUUGGAAAGAAGACUUGAUUGAAUACCAUAGGAACCAAUGUGAAAUUGAUAGAUUGGCUGCAACUGAUGAUGGGCACUCGGUGCAUGUUAGCUCAGAAGAGCAUUACUUUGAUGGACAAAUUAAUGAUUCAGAUCCUUGUCAAAAACAUUACAUCUGUAAAGAGGUGUCAGUGCAGAAAUUAAACGAUUGUGUUCAUGUAACUAUCAGUCGCUCUUCCAGCAAGAGAAGCAAAAUCAAUCAACGAAUUGUGGACUCGCUCACUCUUGUCAUGGAAGAUGCUGCUAUAGAUGAGUCACAAUUUGUCAUCAUUAGUGGCUUAGGAGAAGAGACUUUCUGCGGAGUCAAUCUCAAAGACCUAACGCAAGUUCCUUGUGAGGAAGAACUGAGACAUUAUAGAAGAGAUGUGGAUAAAGUCAGAUAUUUGGUGCAGGUGUUAAUUGACUUUCCAAAGCCAGUGGUUGCAGCAAUCAAGAAGCCAGCGCUAGGACUGGGUGCAAAACUUGUUUCUCUCUGUGAUUUGGUUUGUGAUGAGGCUUCCCUUGGUGAGCCAGUUGCUCUUCAGAAUGUAUCCAAGGGACGGGUCCCUUAUGGUUUUGCAAAGCUUAUGGGACAUACUUUAAUAAAUGAACAAAUUCUGAUUGGGCACAAAGUACCCACUUCUCAACUUGAUUGUCUACAUUCAGCAUCUGAAGUCUUCAAUCACACACGUUACACAGCGACAGUUUCAGCCUCACUGAAGGCUAUGAGUCUUCCAAAUGGAAUGUCUUAUGAUGACUGUAUGCAGACACAUCCUGCUGCAGACUCGCUGUCAGAACUGGAACAGCAGCUUCUAAAGGAAGAGAAGAAGGCGAGGAAUGAUUGCAUUGAAGAGAUGAAAGCUUUGUGGAAGGAGGUUCACUCUCAACAGCCACUGGACAUCUAGGGGAGAAAACUGGUGUACAAGGACCACAACCAAAAAAAUAACUUGACACCCACCAUGUGGCAUUAGGCCAGGGAAAUGGGAAUCAAACCUGGGACACAAGUGUGGAAGGUCAAGAUGGUUUCCCACUGUACACACAAAGAAAGAAAAGUACACUCCUGCAGGUAUUCCUUAAAACAUUUGGAAUGGAGGCCUUGCAGAGAAAUUCCCUCUUCCCCUGCCCUCCACUGCAGAAGCAACCAUGUCUACUUAGAGAGUGUUGACUGCAAUGGGUGCAUUAAGGCUAAUUAAAACAAAAGGCUUAUUAUGGCAAGAGCAGAUCAUUCUUCCCUUUUGUGACUGCAUAGACAUGUAUAAACUGAAAUAUUUGUAAAGUUAUCAUUAGGAAAGUUUUGAGGUGAAGUUAAUAUAUACGUGUAAUUAUGUAUAUAUCCAUAAUUAGACAAAAAUUAAAUAGUGAGAGUUUUCCAUACAUGCUUACAGAUUAUAAAAUUGCAAACACACGCUAUUAUGAUACUGACAAGAACAUUGAUCCCAUUGGAGAAAAUUAAUUUACCAAAUCUAAGUCUUUCUUGAAAUUCUCAAAAUGCUGGACCCAGCCCAGCCAAAUCUCACUUUUUGUUCAUUUUGUUAGUCAUGUGAAUAAAGCAAAUUAAGAAUUAAUGGUACAAGUGAUCCCUGCUCUUUGUAGCAACAAAUUAAGUUGAAAAAAUCCUCACAUUCUUUUAUAUGUUAAAUUUAUGGAGAUUGACAACUAUUAAAGAUUCUGAACAACAGUUAAGUAAACUUGCUUGUACUCAUUGUUUGAGUACGGUUAGAAAUCUUUCCUUAAAAAAACUAUGAACUUUACUCUUUCACAGGUAACAUAGCUACUAGUAGAGCAUUUGCAAACUUAAGAACAUACCCUAGUUUUCAAAACAUCUGCAACAAUUCUCAGGCAUGUUACACCAAUCUCAUUGCACUAGCUAUCCUGAAUCAAGUCAUUAUUUUUGAGCACUUGUUGUACCCAUAUCAACAGGCAGUUUACACUGUCCUCACUGCGCUAGCCCUCCUGUAUGGAGUCAUUAUUUUUUUUUUAGGACUUGUUGUACCCAUAUUGAAAGGUAGUUUAUUUGUAUUUAUGCCUAGUGCUAUAUUUAUUGCAUGCAUUGCUUUAUGUAGUCCACCACACACCGGUCAUGGGCAACUUUCCAAAUGAAAGGUAUCUAUAUUUUUGUGCAUUUUGUGAACUGUUGUGUAUAGAUAGGUUUUUGAUAUCAUUGUUACCAAAUGAAAAAGUUGAAGUAUUAAAAGUGAAAGAAACUUGUUUAAACAUUUUGCGUCGUUGUUUGUGUUUUACAAUAUUUAACCCUGACACCCUAGCAUCAGUAUGCAUAUUCUCUGUAUUGAUUUAUUUGCAUUUUGUAAGGUGUUGACAACGAGAAUUUGUUUAGCAAUCGAGAGGUUCUUCAGGUGGUGACGGGUUCCUUUAUUCUUGUGACCUUAAUGUGUGAUUUAGUCACUGGUAGGAGUUAAAAGGUGAACUCCUUGGAGUGACCAAGACAGAAUUUCUCCUUACAAUAUCAAUACAAU